AUGAACACCAAAGAACCAAUCGCCGUCGUUGGCAGUGCGUGCCGCUUCCCCGGCGACGCCACGUCGCCGUCCAAGCUGUGGGAUCUGCUCCGCAAUCCGCGGGACGUGCAGUCUGAAAUUCCGCCCAGCCGGUUUACCGUGGACGGCUUUUAUUCCGAAGACGGACUCAGGCACGGCGCCACAAACGUCCGACAUUCUUACUUCCUGUCGGAUUCUUCCGCCCACCGGGUCUUUGACGCAGACUUUUUUGGCGUCAAGCCGGUCGAGGCGUGGUCCAUGGAUCCGCAGCAGCGCCUGCUCCUGGAGACGGUCUACGAAGCCCUCGAAGCGGGCGGCUUGCCGCUCGAGAAGCUGCAGGGCACCAACACGGGCGUCUACGUCGGUGUCAUGAGCAGCGACUACGCAGACCUGCUGGGCCGGGACUUGGAUCACUAUCCCACCUAUUUCGCGUCCGGUACGGCGCGCAGCAUUUUGUCGAAUAGGAUCAGUUACAUUUUUGACUGGCACGGUCCGAGCAUGACUAUUGAUACUGCCUGCUCGAGCAGCCUGGUGGCGUUGCAUCAGGCAGUGCAAAGCCUGAGAAGCGGGGAGGCGCCCUGCUGUGUGGUGGCGGGCGCCAAUCUGCUCUUGGGACCAGAGCAGUUUAUUGCCGAGAGCAAACUAAAAAUGCUGAGUCCCCGCGGCCGCAGCUCCAUGUGGGACAAGGCUGCCGAUGGUUACGCCAGAGGCGACGGAAUCGCGGCCGUCGUGAUUAAGACGCUCAGCCAGGCCCUCCAAGAUGGGGAUCACAUUGAGUGUAUCGUUCGCGAGACUGGUAUCAACCAAGACGGCCGUACAAAGGGCAUAACAAUGCCUAGUGCCAAAAGCCAACAGGAAUUGAUCCGGCAAACUUAUGCACGGGCGGGGUUGGAUCUUUCCAAAGCAUCUGACAGACCUCAAUAUUUCGAGGCCCACGGGACGGGAACACCAGCAGGUGAUCCGCAGGAGGCCGAGGGAAUCGCGUCGGCCUUCUUUGGUCCUGACAUUGGCUUUCAAAGAGAACAGAAAGACAAUCCUCUAUAUGUCGGAUCCAUCAAAACCAUCAUCGGUCACACCGAGGGGACGGCGGGAAUCGCAGGCCUGCUUAAAGCAUCUCUGGCUGUGCAACACGGCACCAUUCCGCCCAACAUGCUGUUCAAUGAGUUGAGCCCAAGUGUGGCUCCCUUUUAUAAGCAUGUCCGUAUUUCGUCGGAGCCCUUGCCGUGGCCAGAUGUGCCACAAGGAGCUCCGAGACGAGCGAGCCUGAACAGUUUUGGUUUUGGAGGGGCCAACGCCCAUGCCGUUGUCGAAAGCUACACGUGUCGGCGUUUGCCACGGACAGCAGCCCGGGAGACAACCACGGUCUCGCUAGCACCUUUCAACUUCUCUGCUGCCACAGAAAAGUCCUUGCGAAGCAUGCUGGAGUCUUAUGCCACUCACUUGGAGUCCAAGGAGGACUCAUCCAUCGAUCUCCGCCAGCUGUGCUGGACUCUCAACUCGCGUCGGACAACCCUCGCUGUCCGCGCCUCCGUCCCAGCCAUGUCUGUUUCUGACCUGGUCGCCAAGCUCCGAUCUGUCAACAACAUCGUCACGGCUCCGGCUGCCAACCUCCCUGCGGGCAACACCUCCCCGCGCAUCCUGGGCAUCUUUACAGGCCAGGGCGCGCAGUGGGCCCGCAUGGGAGCCAGGCUCGUGGAGUGCUCGCCCCUGGCCGGCAGGGUGCUGGACGAGCUCCAAACGGCGCUGGAUACGCUGCCCGUGGUUUGCGAUCGCCCGACCUGGCGUCUGCGUGACGAGAUCAUCAAGGACGCGUCCUCGUCCCGCAUUGGCGAGGCCACCAUGUCCCAGUCCCUCUGCACGGCCGUGCAGCUGGUCGUGGUGGCCCUCCUGCGGGCCGCCGGGGUCAAGUUCAGCGCCGUCGUGGGCCACAGCUCCGGCGAGAUGGCCGCCGCCCACGCCGCCGGCUACCUCUCGGCCGGGGACGCCAUGCGGCUGGCGUACUACCGCGGGUUGGGACUGCACCUCGCCCGCGACGGCGGGGCCAUGAUGGCGGUGGGCACGUCGCUCGAGGACGCGCUGGAGCUCUGCGACCUGCUCGACAACAAGGUGUGCGUGGCGGCGGUGAACUCGGGCGUCAGCGUGACGCUGUCGGGCGACGCCGAGGCCAUGGACGCGGCCAAGGAGAUGCUGGACGACGAGAAGAAGUUUGCGAGGAAGCUCAAGGUCGACAAGGCCUACCACAGCCCGCACAUGGAGCCCGCCGCCGAGAUGUACGUCGCGGCCACCAGGGCGUGCGAGCUGCAGCUGCGGCGGCCUGACGGGUCGUGCAGGUGGGUCUCGAGCGUCACGGGCGAGGACGUCGACGAGCUGCCGGACCUCGAGGCCCUGCGGGACGUCUACUGGCGCGACAACAUGGUCGGGCGAGUGCAGUUUGCCCAAGCCGUUGAGUUCGCCGUCGGUGCGCAUGGCCCGUUCGACAUGUGCGUCGAGGUCGGACCGCAUCCCGCGCUCAAGGGGCCGACGCUGCAGACCGUGACGGACGCGAUGGGGGCCAGUUUGCCGUACACGGGAACGCUCAGCCGCGGCAAGGACGACGUCGACGCGUUCGCAGAGGCGCUGGGUGCGCUGUGGCAGAACCUGGGCCAGGGCGUGGUCGACUGGCUUGCGCUGGACAGGGCCCAGGUCACGGCCUGCACGGCUGGGACGGACGCCGAGCCGUUCGGGUACUCCCCGCCGCAGGUCAUCAAAGACUUGCCGACGUACCCGUGGCAACACGACCGCGAGCACUGGCACGAGUCCCGCUACUCGAGGAGCUUCACCUCCAGGACGACGCCGCCACAUCCGCUGCUGGGGACGCGCUGUCCCGACGGCACGGCGGAUACGAUUCGCUGGAAGAACGUCUUGCAUGCCAGGGAGAUCCCUUGGCUUCAGCACCAUCAGGUCGAAGGGCAGAUCGUGCUCCCGGGAGCUGCUUACAUCUCGGCGGUCCUGGAGGCGGUCAAUCUCCACCUCGGCCUCGGUCCCGAGACGGAAAGUCGCGCGCUCGUCGAGAUGCAAGACGUCGUCAUCAGCCAGGCGCUGGUUGUACCCGAGAAUGCCGGCGUCGAAGCACUGCUGCUUGUUCGCAUCACCGACCAGCACGUCGACGCUGGCGGCUUCGAGGCUUCGUGGACCUACUACUCUGAAUCGCCAAAGACCGCCAACGCCAUGGACGAGAACGCGUCAGGUCGCGUCCGUGUGGUGGUGACCCGGGACGGUGGUGCGGAGAGUCUGCUCCCGCCUCCACACGUCGCAGCUGAACGACGCUUCCUCAGCCUGGAAGAGGAUCGUUUUUACGACUCGGUCGCCGAGCUCGGGCUGGGAUACACGGGGCCCUUCCGCGGCAUGCUCAACACGUCUCGCCGCAUGGAUGAAGCCAUCGGCCAGCUCGCCAUCCCCGAGUCCGAAUCGGUUCGGCAGAACCUGAUUGUGCACCCGGCCACUCUCGACUGUGCCAUCCAGAGCAUCAUCCUUGCUUACUGCUACCCCGGCGACGGCCGCCUCAAGGGGACGCACAUGCCCACCAAGAUUGAGCUCCUGCGGUUCGACCUCGCCGCCUGCAAAGCCCUGACCGCGAGCGACAAGAUCCCCUUUUACGCCAGCUGUUUCGGCAGCUGUCCCGGUAACAUGGUCGGCGACGUCGAGCUGCAAGCCCCCGACAAAAGACAAAUCGUCGUCCAGCUUGAGGGCCUGCAUGUGACGCCCUUCAGCAAGCCGAGUCCGGCAGACGACUUUAGCCUCUUCUCCCACCAGACGUGGGAUGCCGCGUCGCCGAGUCUUCCGGAUGUGGACUGGAGCCAGCCCUGCUACAAAACCCACCAAGAGCUGUCGUGGAUCAUCGAGCGGGUAUCCUACUUUUUUAUGCGUCAGCUCGCCGCGACCUUUCCCCGGGAGAGGCGCGGAGAGCUAGAGUGGUAUUUCCAGCACUACAUGGGCUACAUUGAUGAUUGCCUCUCGCGAGUGGCCAAUGGAACUCACCCUUUUGCGUCCGAGCGGUGGAACAGAGACACGCGUGCCGACAUCGACAAGAUCUUGGCUCGGUAUCCAGACCUGAUCGACCUCCGAAUCGCCCGGGCCGUGGGGGACAACAUCGUAGGUGCCAUGCGCGGCGAGCUCCGCAUCCUGGAGCCACUGCUGCAAGAUAAUCUCCUCAACGAUUUUUACAUGCAAGGCUUGGGGAUGGAUGUCUACCUCCCCUCCCUGGCGGCGGCGGCGUCCUCCCUCGCGCACCGCUUCCCGCACAUGGACAUUUUCGAAAUCGGUGCCGGCACGGGCGGCGCGACGUCGAUGGUGCUCGACAAACUCCAGGGCAAGUUCACGUCUUAUACGUACACGGAUAUCUCGGCCGGGUUUUUCGAAAAGGCGCAGGACAAGUUCGCAGCGCACGCGGAUAAAAUGUGCUUCAAGACGUACGACAUUGAAAAGGGCGUCCGGGAGCAGGGCUACGUCGAGGGCUCGUACGACCUCGUCGUCGCCUCGCUCGUGCUGCACGCCACGGCCGACGUCGAAAAGACGCUGCGGAACGCACGCAGCCUGCUCCGUCCGGGCGGCUACCUGCUCGCCCUCGAGCUGACGGACAACGACCCCUUCCGGUACGGCUUCGUCUUCGGCACGCUGCCCGGGUGGUGGCUGGGCGUGCACGAGGGACGCACGCUGAGCCCGUGCAUCUUGCCCGACGCCUGGACCACGGCGCUCGAGAAGACGGGCUUCGGCGCCGUGCAGGUCCUGCCCCACGUCGCCGAGUUCCCGCUGCCGCUUUGCGUGUGGAGCUGCCAGGCCGUGGACGAUCGCGUGCGGCUGCUGCGGGAGCCGACGGCUCCAGACGCCAUGGGGCUGGGCAUCGGCAAUACGCUCACCAUCAUCCACGGCCCCAGCUCUGUCGCAGAGUCGGUUGCGUUGAACGUCGAGGCGGUAGUUUCGAGGCACUACAAGAACGGCGUGCGGCACGUGUCCUCCAUGGAGGAGGUACCCCGGGCGGGUCUGCCGAUGCUGGGCAGUGUCCUCAGCUUGGUCGACCUCGAAUGCGAUGCAAACGAGCCUGGAUUCUUUGCAGGCAUGGAUUCCGAGUCGCUGGCCGGCUUCCAAGAGGUGUUUAAACAGUCCAAGAGCAUCCUCUGGGCCACAUCCGGGGCGCUGUCUGCACGGCCCCACGCCAACAUGUUUGUCGGUUAUCAGCGCUCCGUGGUGUGGGAGAUGCCGCACGUACGGUGCCACAUGGUCAACUUCGACAACGCCAUGCCCCGCCUGCAUGACCUCCAUCUCGUGGCCGACGCCAUCGCGGCCAAUCUUGUUCAGCUGGAAGCCUGGGCUCUCUGGGAGGAAAAGGGUGAAAGUCAGGGCAUGCUGUGGUACGACGAGCCCGAGACCAUGGUCCGCGUCGAGGCGGGCGAGGUCGAGGUCCUCGUGCCGCGCAUCAAGCUGACCGAGGAACGCAACCAGCGAUACAACUCGGGUCGUCGCCCCUUGACGAGCCCCGUCCCUGCUCAAGACGUCGAGCUGAGCAUCACCAACAAGAAGGGCGAGCUGCUCAUGCAGGCGGCGGGGGCCAGGCCAGGCAGGAACGCAAAACUCAAGCUCAGCAAUUCCAUGCUCAGGCCGAUCCUCACGACGGACAAGACGCCACCUCUGUUCGUGUCCUUGGGGCAAGAUUCCGGUCGCUGGGUCCUUGCCUUGUCGACCUCGCUCGAAUCGCACAUUUCAGUCCCUGCCGGCUGGAUGAUAGCCCUAACGAGCCAGGACUGUGACGCGAACUUGGCCGAGAUGACGAAGCUUUACCACUUUCUGGUUGCGCACCGUAUUCUGGAAGGGCUGAUCCCGGGAAGCUCCGUGGCUGUCUUGGAUCCAAGCCGGGCACUCGGCGACGCGUUGGCUGCUGUUGCUCUCGGCAAGGGGCUUCAGAUCACGCUGCUCACCAGCGAAAAAUCCAAGCAGUGCGUAAAGCCCUGGUCUUACGUGCACCCUCGCGCCACCAGGUUGUCUGCCUCACGAUUGCUCCCGGCAAAUGCUUCUAGGUUCGUGGACCUUGGCUCCUGGGAAGACGGCAGCUCAAUCUCAGCGCUCAUCCGCUCGUGCCUGCCACCCAACUGCCAGGUUCUUGACGAGCAGUGCUUCCUGGCCAAGAUGGACGAGAGCGUCCGCCGUAAGUCGCCACCGUCAGUCAUCAAGGACGUUUCCGAUCACCUGCAGGCAGUGUGGUAUUCUUCUUCCGAAACGGCUUGUACCGCUGCCUCGCUUAGCGACUCCCAGCUGCCCAUGCUCAACGUGGCCCAGAUUUCAAAGCCGGGUAGUGUGACCAGUGUCCAUGUCGACCACGGUCAAAGUGUGCUUGAUUGGAACACGCCGGGUCUCGUCGAGGUUCCCACGCAGCCCGCCAGCUCGGUCGUCAACUUCCACCCCGACAAGACCUAUUGGCUCGUCGGCCUGACCGGCGGUCUCGGCCUCUCCUUGUGCGCAUGGAUGGUCGAUCGCGGGGCGCGGCACAUUGCGCUCUGCAGCCGUAACCCCAAGAUCGACGCCGACUGGCUGGGUGACAUGUCGGCCAAGGGGGCUUCCGUCCGCGUAUUCCGCGGCGACGUGUCGGCCAAACCUGACGUGGCACGCAUCCACGCCGAGAUCACGUCGUCCAUGCCCCCGAUAGUGGGCGUGGCCCAGGGAGCGAUGGUGCUGCACGACACCAUGUUCCCGGAUCUGGACGUGGAAAGGGUGCACAAGGUGGUCCGGCCCAAGGUGGAUGCGAGCCUGCACCUGUCGGAGCUCUUCUCCCAGAGAGGAGAGCUGGACUGGUUCAUCUUCUUCAGCUCCAUGGCCUACGUCACCGGCAACCGCGGCCAGAGCGUCUACGCUGCGGCCAACGCCUUCAUGGCCGCCCUGGCCCGCCGGCGUCGGGAGGAGGGACUGGCAGCCAGCGUCAUCAACAUCGGCGCCAUCAUGGGCAGCGGCUACGUGUCUCGCGAGCUGUCCAUCCAGCAGCAGGCCGUCCUCCGCGACGUCGGCCACACCUGGAUGAGCGAGCAGGACUUUCAUGAGAUUUUCGCCGAGGGCGUGCUCGCGUCGGACCCGAGCCUGCCUGCCCCCAAGGCCGAGAUGUCCACCGGCAUGCGCCUCAACGCCGACAAGUGGGCCACCUAUCCUCUGUUCCAGCACCUCGUCACCAAGACCAACGGCGACCUGGAGGCCGGCGCAGGUGGCGCCGCCAAAAGCACCAAGGCCGCCGUCAAGACCUUGCUGGCCAAGGCCAAGACCAAAGACGAGGUCUGGGAGAUCAUCAAGGACGGGUUUGUUCGCAAGCUGCAGGUUGCUCUGCAGGCGAGCCCGAACAAGGACAUGCUUGGUCUCACGGCGGAUGAGCUGGGCAUCGACUCGCUGGUUGCCGUGGACGUGAGGUCGUGGUUCCUGAAAGAGCUGGGCAUCGACGUGCCGGUCCUGACCAUCCUCAACUCGCCCUCGGUGAAAGCCAUGUUGCUCGCCGCUCAGGACCUCAUUCCGGCGGAUUUCAUCCCGGGGGUCGCCGCGGACGAUGGUGGUGGUACGGCCGCCGAAUCGUCCAAGCCGGCCGAUGCUGCUGCAGCUGCAGCUGCAGCCCCGAAUGUUGCGCCUGUGCCUGCUGAAGCGCCACCAGCCAAGACGAGUCCUAAAGAGGAGAAGACGGAGGCGGCGGUGACGGCGGCAGAGUCAGUGGUAGAGUCAGUGGCACAUCCUUCCGAGUCUCCACGCUCGUCUUCUAUCCCAGACGAGCGCUCACGUCUGCAGCUACGGCGCCCCAGUUCACCAAUCUCACUCGCUACCACCGAAUCUGAAGGCUCUGCCGAAGAGUCCUCGGGCGGUCUCUGGCGUCUCUCCAGCAUCUCAGCCCCGUCGGCCUCCUUGGAUCCCGACAGUCCCGGGACCGGGGCUUCGACCCCAGCCACCAUCAACUCGCCCGUCUUCAAGGCCAAGUCGCCGGCAAACAGCCGUUCUGGCAGGCGUCACAGCAAGGAGGAAGAGUGCCCGAGUCACGAAUACGGGCUCCUGACCAAGGCGGGCAUUACCGACAACUUUCUCAAGCGCGUGCUUCCCAUGUCGCCCGCCCAGGCGCGCUUCUGGUUCCUGCAGUCUCUUGCCGACGAUCCCACCGCGUUCAACGUCACGUCCAAGGUCCGACUGCAGGGUUCGCUGGACGUGGACCGCUUGGGCAGGGCGCUGGAGCACGUCGGGCAGUAUCACGAGGCGCUCCGUACCAUGUUCGCCACCGACGAGGUCAGCAAAAAACCCGUGCAGUGCGUCCUGGCAAAGACGGUCCUUCAUCUCGAGCACGAGCAUGCCAAGGACGAGAGGGACGUUGACGAGGCGGUACAAGAACUGCAGAAGCACGUUUACAACCUCGGCCGUGGCGAGACCCUGAGGUUGAAGCUCGUGUCGCUGUCAGAUACGCUACACUAUGCAAUCUUGGGUUACCACCAUAUUGCCGUGGACGGCGUGGGCUUCCGCAUCUUCUUCGACGAUCUGGAGCGCGCCUAUAAUGGGAGUGAGCUCGAGGGACCCGACGAGAACAGGGUGCAAUACCCAGACUUUACAAUCCGGCAGAUGGAGGCUCUGGAGAAUGGCCAAUGGGCGCCUGACCUCGACUACUGGCGCUCGCAGUUCCCGGCCGAUGACCUACCUGCACCGCUGCCUCUGCUGAGCCCAAGCCUGCUGGCCGUGCACCCUCAAGAUUCCUCCUUUGGCUCGCACAACGUGUCCUUCCGCGUGUCGGCCGCCACGCAGCAGAGACUCGCAAACCUGUGCCGGCGCAACCUCGGCACGACCUCGUUCCACUUCUACCUCGCCGCGUUCCGGGUGCUGCUGUUCCGGCUGGCCGACAGCAAGGUUGAUGAUCUCUGCAUCGGCGUGGCCCACAGCGGGCGCCAGGAUGCGGACACGAUCCGCUCGCUCGGUCUGUUCCUCAACCUCUUGCCUCUUCGGUUCCGCCAGGAGCGCGAAGCGCAGGUCAAGUUUGGCGACUGUCUCCGCUCCGUCCGGGACGUGGUCCGCGACGCCUUUGCGCACGCGGCGGUGCCCAUCGACGUGCUCCUGACCGAGCUCCACGUGCCGCGGUCCAGCAGCCGCCCGCCCCUCUUCCAGGCCCUUUUCAACUACCGCCAGAACAUCCAGGAGGGCCGCGAGUUCUGCGGCUGCCGGAGCGACGGCGAGAUGGUGUCGGGCGGCGAAAACGCCUACGACGUCUGCGUCGACGUCGUGGACUCCCAGACCGACCAGGACAUGAUCACCAUCGGCCUGAACAAGGCCCUGUACACGGCCGAGGCCGCCGCGCUGGUGGCCAAGUCCUUCGAGUGUCUGAUCGACAGCUUCGUGAAGAACCCGGCCACGCGCAUCACCUGGCCGGACCUGUGGCCUGCAGAGCAAGUCGAGAGGGCCGUCGAGAUGGGGCGCGGCAGGGAGUGUCAGUCCAGCUGGCCGGCGACCUUGAUCGACCGCAUCGAUGCCAUGGUGUCUAAAUAUGGACGGAGCCGCGUGGCACUCAAGGACGGCCGCGGGGAAGCCUUGACGUAUUCUCAAAUGGGUCAGCGGAUCGACGCUAUUGCGUCGGCCCUGUUGGCCCGGACGAGGGCUGGAGUCAAAGCCGAUCCGCCCCAGACCGUGGGUGUUUUCCAAUCUCCCGGCGCGGACUGGAUCUGCUCUCUGCUCGCUGUAAUGCGCUCGGGGUCUGCCUACGUUGCUCUUGAUCCCUUGGUCGGCCCCGAUCGUCUGUUGUCUAUAGUACAAGAUUGCACGCCCGCCAUCAUCCUCACCGACGACGUGACGGCACGAUCCCAUGCAGAGUUUUUAAGCCAAGCCAAGGAGAAGGCUGGUGUUGAAACGAUCAGCGUGGAUGAAAUCCCGGCCGGCGCCUCACCGUCGACCACACCAAACCACGCAACAGCUGACGGGGUCGCCCUGAUCGCCUACACGUCUGGCUCGACAGGCAAGCCAAAGGGCAUCGUGGUGACGCACGGCUGCCUCGUCAACUUCCCCGAGUUUUCCGUGCCGGCUUGGGGCUUCGGCGAGUCACCCCAGGAGACGGUGCUCCAGCAGUCCUCGUAUGCCUUUGACAUGUCGCUGGGCCAGUUGGUCGUUGCGCUCUGCUACGGCGGCACCCUCGUCAUCGUUCCGUCCUCCCAGCGCCGCGACCCCGCCGCCAUCUGCGACAUCAUGGUCAGGGAGGCCGUGACCUUCACGCUCGGCACCCCGUCCGAGUUCCUCGCUUGGAUCCGGGCCGGUCGCGACAAGCUCCGCAACGAGGCAAAGUGGACAUGGGCGGUUUCCGGCGGCGAACCGAUGACGCAGGCUCUGCUGGACGGGUUCAGAAGCCUAGAUAUCGACGGCAUGCGCCUGUUCAACAGCUACGGACCCAGCGAGACCAGCUUUGGCUGCGCCGACGCCAGGGUGCCGCUCGCGCUGACGGGCAACUCGCCCGAGGCCUUUGGCGUCUCUGCCGCCCCCAACUACUCUUUCUACAUCGUCGACGCCAACCUGAAACCCUUGCCCGCCGGGAUUCCCGGGGAGAUCAUCGUCGGAGGCGGGUCGGUGGCCAAGGGCUAUCUCAACCGUCCCGACCAAACCUCCAAGGCCUUUGUGUCGGAUCGAGCAGCCAGUCCGUUUUUCCAGAGCAAAGGUUGGACGAGGGCACACCGCACGGGCGAUCGGGGCCGCAUGACCAAAGACGGCAGCCUGGCCGUCAUGGGCCGUCUGGCCGGCUGCACGCAGGUCAAGGUCGGCGGCAUCAGGAUGGACCUGGAGGAUAUCGAAAAGGCCAUCCUCCAGACCGCCGGCCCGCACGUCUCGCAGGCUGUCGUCUCGGCCCGGAAGAGCGCCGCCGGCGCCGCCCAGGUCGACUUUCUCGUCGCGUUCGUGGUCCUCUCGCCCAGCGCGCCCAGCGACAUCCACUCGUAUCUCGACGUGCUGCCUCGUCGCCUGCCGCUCCCGCAAUACAUGCGUCCCGUGCUCGUGCAGGUGCUCGAGAGCAUCCCGACGACCGAGUCCGGCAAGGUCGACCGCCCGGCGGUGGCCCAGAUACCAUUGAUCACGAGCGAACACCCACCCUCGUCCGGGGCUGCAUCUCCCAGUCCGGAGGAGGCGCUGGGCGAAGCGGAGCUCAGGCUGAGGGAGCUGUGGGAAGAGGCUCUCCCCGCCGAGGUGCGCUCCCGCUUCGGGCCCAUCGGUCGCGAUUCCGACUUUUUCCACAUCGGCGGGAGCUCCCUUGCCCUGGUGCACCUGCAGGCCCUGAUCAAGGAGCGCAUGGGUGUGUCCGUGUCCCUGCAGAAGAUGUUUACCGCCAUCACCCUCGGCGCCAUGACGACCCUCGUCCACAUGGACGACGACUCGACGCAUCGUGAUACGGCCAAGGUGGACUGGGACGCCGAGGUCUCGGUCCCUCGGUCCGUCGCCACGGUCGCCAAAUCCGCUGUACUCGGGUCGCCGCCCAGGACGCCGCCUCAGGUCGUGGUCCUCACCGGCGCCACGGGCUUUUACGGCCAGGAGAUUCUGCGCCUGCUGGUCGCCGACAAGAACAUCACGACCGUCCACUGCCUCGCAGUGCGAAAGUCGCUGCCGCAGCUCAGAGAGCACAAGCCCGCGCACAUCUACAGCCUUUUCACGAAUCGCAAAGUCGUCCUCCACAGCGGCGACCUCGGCAAACCCAACCUGGGCCUCUCGCCGACGUCGGCCCAAGACAUCUUUGGCCAAGCCGACGCCAUCAUCCACAACGGCGCCGACGUGUCCUUUAUGAAGUCAUACGCCUCCCUGCGGCUGAUCAAUGUUUUCUCAACCAAGGAGCUCGUCGGCCUCGCCCUGCCUCGAAGGAUCCCUUUCCACUACGUCAGCAGCGCCACCAUCGCGCGGCUCGCCGGGACCCAAGAGGUCGGGGAAACGAGCAUGGCGCCGCAUCCACCGCCGGCGGAGCCCGACGACGGCUACACCGCCUCCAAGUGGGCUUGCGAGGUCUACCUGGAGCGCGUCGCCGCCGCGGCUGCCGGGAGCUGGCGCGUCGUCGUGCAUCGGCCGAGCAGCAUCAUGGGCGAGGACACGUCCGAGCUGGAUCUGGUCAGCAACCUGGUCAAGUACGCGAACCUGAUCAAGGCCGUGCCCGGGACGAGGCAGUGGAAGGGCAAUUUCGAUUUCGUGUCCGUCGAGACGGCCACCAGGAUGCUCGUCGACCGGGUCUUGGCCCCCGAGGAUCACGGCUCCGGGCGCCAAAAGGGCGUUGAGUUCGUCUACGAGACGGGCGAGAUGGAGGUUGGCAUGGACGAGGUGCAGCAGCUGAUGGAGAUGGGGAGCGGGCAGGAUUUUGAGGUUUUGCCCGUCGACAAGUGGGUUGACGAGGCCGAGAGGGUCGGGUUGAGCCCACUGAUCGGAAUGUAUCUGAGAAGCGCUGGCGAGGGAAGGAUUUUGUUCCCCAAAUUGGUCAAGAAACAAGCAGUUCAGUAA
This is a messenger RNA of Pyricularia pennisetigena, 12498 nucleotides long. RefSeq lists its product as uncharacterized. Gene Ontology annotation, molecular function: fatty acid synthase activity; phosphopantetheine binding; 3-oxoacyl-[acyl-carrier-protein] synthase activity. Lineage: Eukaryota; Fungi; Ascomycota; Sordariomycetes; Magnaporthales; Pyriculariaceae. Gene Ontology annotation, biological process: secondary metabolite biosynthetic process; fatty acid biosynthetic process. The transcript is spliced from 3 exons. The record is from RefSeq and is a predicted model, not a curated record. The coding region runs from base 1 to 12498 and encodes 4165 amino acids.